Messenger RNA from Didymosphaeria variabile, 1431 nucleotides. RefSeq lists its product as uncharacterized. NCBI's taxonomy places the organism in Eukaryota, Fungi, Ascomycota, Dothideomycetes, Pleosporales, Didymosphaeriaceae. The transcript has a single exon. The record is from RefSeq and is a predicted model, not a curated record. Bases 1 to 1431 code for a protein of 476 amino acids.
AUGACGACGUACUUCUACCGCAACCCGGAUGGCUCGGAGUACAUCCGCGUGCUUCCCAAUGUUGCACCGGUGUACUUUGCAACCGCACUGGUUCCUGGUUCCGCCUUAGAGUCUCAUUGGCAACGUAUGGGUGCUCAGCCGACAUUCCCCAACAACAUGAUCGACCAUGGCCCAGAUGACUAUAGUAUAGCUCUGGAUGACGAGUGGCACGAGACCGACGAUGGCUACUAUUCGGAUUCAGCCGAAAAACCUCUAGGUGGCGGCUACUUUGACUCCCCAACCUCUGGUGGCUCGCCAUUUGGCAUGAUGAGCCUUGGUCUGCCCUUGAUGCCCCAAUAUGGUGGCGAUAUGCUCGAGUACCCCAACCUGGAGUUGAUUCGCGAUCACCACAGCCUGCGCUCGCUGUUGCCCUACAUUCAGCCCGCACGAUUCCAGAAUUCCCUUUUCGGACCUACGCUCGAUAUCGUUGAGGAAGGCACCGACCACAAGUUCGCCGCUGCCGUACCGAAGAAGAUGCUGGCUCUGUUCUGCGGUCGCAAAAUGCUCAAUCGAUUCCUCCGCACACUUGAACGUGAGGACAACGAGAAGUGGGUAGGUGGUCCCGUGGGUCAAGAACUUCGUUUCCCUCGCCAUCACGUCAAUCAUAUUGGUGUAAAGAUCGUGAUCGCUUGGAUGCACCGCGCGUGCCGAACACCAAAGGAAGAGAUGAAGCAGAUCCGCAUCCCGAAGAACUUGUUUGCUGCCUUGUCCUUAGCGCGUGCUCUCACGGCGUUUGGUCUGCACAGCGACGCCAACCGUGUCGACAUGUUUAUCGCCAACCACCAUUACCAGCGUCCAAUGUACCCGAAUGAGAUCUUUUCCAUCUGGAAUUGCCUGCCUAAAGAUAGCAAGUACAUCUAUCGCAUGAUUGCGGAUCUACGAAAGAAGCGCUGCGAGUACGAGAGUGGGAACACGAAUGCGCUGAAGGAUGCAGAAAAGGUGUUGGCAUUCUUGGAAGAGCAUCCCGAGCUCAAGGCACGUCUCGAUGACAAAGAUUACAACGAUCGCGAGGAACAUCGGCCCUUCUUUGGAACGGAGUGGUGCCAGCGAGCCGCACUUCAGACGCAACAGAUGUUGGCAGGGUCGGAGAAUAUGAAAGACGGCGAGACGCUCAUGUCUGGAGAGUGGCAUGGCAAGAGCGCUAGGCCCCAGCUGCGUGGCAAAACUCGUAGGUCCGGACGUCCGCGCAACGAUCAAGAUAAAGGUCGUCCUCAGCCUCGAAAGCCUAUGACCUCGUUGAAGAAUCAUGAGCCCAAAAUUGCCCCUGCUGCAUGGCCUCAGUUCGAAAAGGUCGUCGUUCUCAAGAUCGUAGACGCCCACGAGAAGGCGCCGGGCGACGCUGACGAGGCAACGGACUCAACCUACGGUAGUGAGGACAAGCCUCCACGUUGA